GCGUGCGAGGCCCCCUCGGUGGCGCCAUUUUGGAGUGCCGGCGGGCGGCGGCGGCGUUGUCUCUCCCUUUGCCGUCUGUCCCCUCCGCUCCGCGCCCUCCCGCCGCCGGCAUGAGUGUGGUGGAGCACGUACGAGAGAUGGCGGCCGCUGGGCUCCACUCUAACGUGCGGCUCCUCAGCGGGCUUCUCCUCACGAUGAGCGGCAAUAACCCGGAACUGUUUUCACCAUCUCAGAAAUACCAGCUCCUUGUAUAUCAUGCAGACUCUCUCUUCCAUGAUAAAGAAUAUAGAAAUGCUGUAAGUAAGUAUACAAUGGCUUUGCAGCAGAAAAAAGCACUAAGUAAAACUUCAAAAGUUAGACCUUCUACUGGGAAUGCUGCAUCAACUCCCCAGAGCCAGUGUUUACCGUCUGAAAUUGAAGUGAAAUAUAAAAUGGCUGAAUGUUAUACAAUGCUGAAGCAAGAUAAAGAUGCCAUUGCUAUACUUGAUGGGAUUCCUUCCAGACAGAGGACCCCAAAGAUCAAUAUGAUGUUGGCAAAUCUAUACAAGAAAGCAGGUCAAGAGCGCUCAUCUGUUACGAGCUACAAAGAAGUACUGAGGCAGUGCCCUUUAGCACUUGAUGCCAUACUAGGCUUACUCUCGCUGUCGGUGAAAGGUGCGGAAGUGGCCUCUAUGACAAUCAACGUAAUUCAGAGUAUUCCUAACUUGGAUUGGCUUUCGGUGUGGAUCAAGGCAUAUGCUUUUGUGCAUACUGGAGAUAACACAAGAGCAAUAAAUACCAUUUGCUCUUUAGAGAAGAAGUCAUUGCUGAGGGAUAAUGUAGACUUACUGGGGAGCUUAGCAGACCUGUAUUUCAGAGCUGGAGAUAAUAAAAACUCUAUUCUAAAAUUUGAACAAGCUCAAAUGCUAGAUCCUUACCUAAUAAAAGGAAUGGAUGUAUAUGGUUAUUUAUUGGCACGUGAAGGUCGGCUAGAGGAUGUGGAGAACUUGGGCUGCCGUCUCUUCAAUAUUUCUGAUCAACAUGCAGAACCCUGGGUGGUGUCUGGGUGUCAUAGUUUCUACAGUAAACGAUACUCUCGUGCCUUAUAUUUAGGAGCCAAAGCUAUCCAGCUUAAUAGUAACAGUGUUCAAGCUCUCCUGCUGAAAGGAGCUGCUCUUAGGAAUAUGGGCCGAGUACAGGAAGCAAUUAUACACUUCCGUGAAGCGAUACGUCUCGCACCUUGUAGGCUGGAUUGCUAUGAAGGUCUCAUCGAAUGUUACCUAGCAUCCAGCAGUAUCCGUGAAGCUAUGGUUAUGGCAAAUAAUGUAUAUAAAACUCUGGGAGCAAAUGCACAGACACUCACUCUGUUAGCAACGGUCUGUCUCGAAGACCCAGUCACGCAGGAAAAAGCAAAAACAUUAUUGGACAAAGCACUAACACAAAGACCUGAUUACAUUAAAGCUGUAGUAAAGAAAGCAGAACUUCUUAGUAGAGAACAAAAGUAUGAAGAUGGAAUUGCUUUGCUGAGGAAUGCGCUGGCUAAUCAGAGCGACUGUGUUCUGCACCGAAUACUGGGAGACUUUCUUGUAGCUGUCAAUGAGUAUCAGGAAGCAAUGGACCAGUACAGUAUUGCCCUAAGUUUGGAUCCAAAUGAUCAGAAGUCACUAGAGGGAAUGCAGAAAAUGGAAAAAGAGGAAAGUCCAACUGAUGCAACCCAGGAAGAAGAUGUGGAUGAUAUGGAGGGGAGUGGAGAAGAGGGGGACUUGGAAGGCAGUGACAGUGAAGCAGCUCAGUGGGCAGAUCAAGAACAGUGGUUUGGCAUGCAGUAAUGGCCUCUCAUCCUGCUGCUUGUUUUGGCACUUGAACAUACCACUAGGGCCAUUCUUCUUUAAAGAACAUAAACUCAGAUUUUUGCAGUAACAAAGGACUUUUUUUUUGACCUUUUUUUUUUUCCUUAAAUAGACUCUGAAACCAUUUAAUAGUUCUAUGCAUCUCAAUACCAUGAAGAUUCUUGAUGCUUCUUAUUUAUUAAGUGUAAGGGACUAACUGUAUUGGAGGUUAUUUGCAACUCUCAUUUCAAAAAAUUCCUGCUAAAACUAAAAGCAUUAGAAUCUGAAAUGUGUAAUAAGCCUGUUGUUUAUGAUGAAAACAAUGUCUAAAUUCUGUCCAGGGCUAAGUGUGCUUGAUUGACUUGUAAAUACAGUGAUUUGUACUCCUUUGUGGAAGAGGUCUUAUUCUCUUGUUUGUAUGCUGCCAUUUGGGCUCGUGCUCCUGUUGAAGUCUGGAGGAGUUGCUCGGGUGUGGCUGAAAGCAGAACUUUUCUCUUGCUGGAUUUGUUGAAUUAAUUUGUCUUUUUGUAAGGCAUUACAUGUGCUGUAAAGGAGAAGUUUGGUAUGCGAGGCAACUUUGACUUACAGAGCGCUUUUGUAGCUGACUGAUUUCUACGUGUACAGAAUUGAGCCAGUGUUGGAGAAUUACAGUCAUUUCCCCAAUCCUUACUAAACCCUGUAAUCACUUAAAGUCUGUACAUGAGCAUUUAUUUUUAAAUGCAGUUUAGUUUUAUUUCAGUAUGUAACCAAAAGGUUUUACAGCGGUGACUCAAAGCACUUCACAUUCUGUAUACAGCACUGACAUUUAAAAUUAUAUAAAAAGAAUUCAUCCCUCUUCACUUAUAUUGCUGUAGAAAUGUUAAAUUAUGCAAAUACACAUAUUGUCCUGGUUUUGCCAUGUUUAUAUACUCCCAUGUUUUCAUCAGGUAAUAUUUGAAUUGGUUUUUCCCCUCAGCUUUUGAAGCAAAGUUGCAUUGCUUCAUGUACAACUUCUCAACAUCAGCAUUUCAAGGCUGAGCUUCUUUGUAAUCUAGAAAUCAUUUCAGUUCUGUGGGCUUGAUGUGUGGGAGGAGGAAUUGCUACUUGCUCUUAUUUUUCUUACAGUUUUGAUUUCCUUAUUCUUUACUAAAACAUGUAUUUUUGUCUUUAUAUUGGCAAUUUAAUUCCUUUUAUAUUUAUUCUGUUACCACAAGUAUGCUGGAGCACACAGACUUUUUCUACAAAGCUAAACAAUAGUUUUGAUUAUCGGUUGAAGGGAAGGUGGCUAUUUGAUAGAAAUACAUGGCAUGGAAAACAAAAGCUUCCCCCUAGCUGUAGGGUAAUGUAUCUCUCCCUCUGUGAUGUGUGUUAUAUCAAUUAGAAAAACGCACAACAAAAAGAAUAGGCAGAUUACUUCUAUUAUAGUCUUAUUUUGGAAAUAUUUUGGUAUGUCAUGUCUUACAAAGGAGGAGUCUAAUAGUUUAUCCAUUUAAAAAAAGACGAGAGCUGGGUAUCUGUUCUCUCUGGAAUUUUGUGGGUUUUAGACUUUCCAAAACAUCAAAUUGAGUUUUGGUUAUUUGAAGACUGUAUGGGAAGAACAGAAAGGCACGUGCUGCUGUCUUGGUGAUUGAAUUGGCAGACGCUGUUACUGCUCUUUCAUUAAGCAAAUACACCAAAUGGCUGCAUUUCCAUUAGAGCAAACAUUUUGUUAAUUGCGUUCUGGUGGAUGAGAGGCCUGUUCCUGUUCUUUUAUGAAGAAUCUGUUUAUACCAUUACUGUGUGAUGCAGUGAAUAGAUUUCAGCUCAUUGCAUGUCUUUCAUAACAGAAAGAAAUAUGCAUGUAGUAGCAAAUUCAAAGUAUCUCUUUUUUUUUUAAAAAGAAACCUGCUUUGUUUUCUCCUCACACUUGAGCAUUCAUCAGAUUGUAUUCUGCAGCUGAAAGUUGGGUAGCUUCAUUAGCUUUUCUAGUUGUGUUCUAAACCUCUAUUGUGGAUGAAAGAAUGGAGCUCCUGAUGUUAUUAAACUAAAGAAAGGACCCAUUUAAUUUUGGUAAGAGACGUAUAUGAGGUAUGUGAUACAUAUUUCGUGAGCUGCUCAGCCGUUUUAUUCUAAUGGUUCCUUUAAACAGGUCAUUAAUCGCAGAUGGAAACCACUGGCCUUACACAUUUCUCUGAAACGUUUACAUAAAACAGGAAAUCGGAAAACCACAGUUUUACUAAAACCAUUCUGUAGUAUGUUUGUAGAUAACCUGAUGAUCUCUCCUUUUAGAACAGAUGGGAAUCUAAAACUACUUGAAGAUGAGUGCACUGUGAAGAAAACAGCGAAGUGCUACGUGCGGCUUUAGCAACCAAGUCCAGGUACACCGAAGAACACCUUAAGGUAGCUGUCAAAACAGAGUUGUGUCCUUGCUGCUUUGUUUUUCUGAAAAGGUGGCUCCUUAUUGACAGUGAAAAGUUCAGUUAGAUCCUGCAAAUAACAUCUCCAUAAGUACCUGACGUAUUGGGGUUAUAUAGCAGGGGUAUGGUCUUUACUAAUUGUACAGAGUAAGGAACUUUAAGAUGCCACACACGUGGAGUGCAUUUGAGAUUAUAUAGAUAGAUAGAUAGAUUUAGCACUAACUUCAGAAUUCUAGAGGGAUUCUUCUUGCCUAUUAAUGAGCCUUCAUUAGGGCUUUAAUUUUAGAAUGUGAUCUCUGGUUUUGCAGAGAUUCUGUACUCUCAUAUUCAGUUACUGGUAUUCUAGUUCAGGGAAUAUAACAAUUAGCCCAUAAUAAGCAGCUGACCUCAUUCCAUCCCUUAAUCAUGUGCUGUGAAUCCUAGAAGAAAA
Messenger RNA from Chroicocephalus ridibundus (black-headed gull), 4613 nucleotides. RefSeq names its product anaphase promoting complex subunit 7 (gene ANAPC7). NCBI's taxonomy places the organism in Eukaryota, Metazoa, Chordata, Aves, Charadriiformes, Laridae. The transcript has 11 exons. The record is from RefSeq and is a predicted model, not a curated record. Gene Ontology annotation, cellular component: anaphase-promoting complex. Gene Ontology annotation, molecular function: protein binding. Gene Ontology annotation, biological process: protein ubiquitination; cell division; positive regulation of mitotic metaphase/anaphase transition. Bases 111 to 1808 code for a protein of 565 amino acids.